UGAAAAUUUUUACCAAUUUUUCAGUUCAGUUCGGUGGCAGAAAAUUCAGUUCGGUGGCAGAAAUUAUGUAUUUACACUAAAAACUCAUGUGAGAUAACUCAUGUAUUCAGUUUAUUUAACACCCUUCGUCGUAUUAGUUAAAAUAACAGUCCCGGAUCAUGGAACCGAAUCGCGCGAAGGAGGAGUACGAACUACAGCAUUUUAACUUCACCGCCGAGGAGAUCGUCGCUCAGAACGCACAGCUGAUUCAAUCCGUUCUGCACAAAACGCUCAAUGCCUUUACGGAGCAGCUCAUCGAAAAAGGCCAACUGCCGGCGGCUCAGGGCGAUGAAUUGCGUUCCCAAAUCUCUUCAACAUGCCGCGCAAUGUACGAAGACUGCCGCCCAGCGAUCGAUGAGUUGAACUCGCUCUACCGGAAGAUGUUCUGCAUUCCCGACGAUCUGCUGCUACCGACGGACCUCAUGCACGCCCAGCAACACACAGACGAGUUCGUGAAAGAGCUCCAGCAAGAGGUAAGCGAGACGAAAGAGGCCGUCAGCCGCGGUGCGAUCUUUCUGGCGUCGCUCGAAGCCGAAGCGGAACUACACCGAGCCCUGGAACCGUGCUAUCAGGCGGAAAGAAAGGUUCACGAAAUGCUCGAGGAAUACCAGGACCUGGAAAUCGUGUCGAACGAACUGACCGAAGUGAUCGAACGGAUGGAGAGCCAUAAUCUGCUGGGGGAAAGUUCCGAAAAUGCAGGAAAUCGUUCGUUGGAUAACUUUUUAUUACAAAAGUAGCAAAAUACAAAGAUUGUUUGCGUAGCCCCCCAGUGCCCAACAUCCGAUUCACGUUGCGAG
Messenger RNA from Anopheles darlingi, 836 nucleotides. RefSeq lists its product as uncharacterized. Bases 159 to 776 code for a protein of 205 amino acids. The transcript has 2 exons. The record is from RefSeq and is a predicted model, not a curated record. Lineage: Eukaryota; Metazoa; Arthropoda; Insecta; Diptera; Culicidae.